Sander lucioperca (pikeperch) is the source of this 5102-nucleotide messenger RNA. RefSeq lists its product as uncharacterized. The transcript has 7 exons. NCBI's taxonomy places the organism in Eukaryota, Metazoa, Chordata, Actinopteri, Perciformes, Percidae. The record is from RefSeq and is a predicted model, not a curated record. Bases 63 to 5000 code for a protein of 1645 amino acids.
CUCAGGUGUGUGUGCAGCUCACGUUUAAUCACUGUGUUUUCGAGUUCUCAACAAGGUUGAAUAUGGCAUCAGCUGUCAACAUAUCCCCACCAGCUCAUCCAGGACCAAAUGGAGGGAGCCUACACACUCGCUCUAACAGCCGUGGACCGACCUGUGAGCAGCAAGAUCCAGGACUGCACGGCAUCAGCCAGGACCCAGGAUCGUCAAUCCAUCCCCAACCCCCCGUCUUUGUCCGGCCUUUCUUCUACGUCCACCCUCCACCACCCCCACCCCCACCUCCACCCCCUUUCCUCCACUACCAGUGGCCCAUGCCCUUCCCCUAUAACCAUUUUGCUGCCUUCCCAGGCAUGGGCUAUGGUAUGGUCAUUCCCCCAUUCCCUCCUCAUCCCUAUAUGGAUGCUCCAGGCCACAUUCUGUACCACCCCCACCCUCACGUCCAACCUGUCGACAGACGUUUCCUCCACCCCCCAGUCUACGCUCCUAGCGCACCCUACCAGAACCCAAACCUGACCCACAGAAUUCAUCUGUCUCAUACUGGCAAUGUUAGAGAAACUGUGAGCUGUCAGGUCCAAACAGAACCCAUACAGAGAGGUCGUUAUGGAGAAAGAAGCCCACUCAUCGGCUCAGAUUCCGGGCGUGGAACCGGCUCAAACUCUCCAUCUGCCGAGGUUAGGAACAAUACCUUACCCAGCAGUAAUUCACUAAUGUCAGUGAGUUCUCCAAAUAGUAUAGUUCCUGUUUGUAGCUCUUUUCAACAAGAGGAGGUUGUCAAAGAGAGACGCGUCUCUGUUCCUGACAUUCUAAUGAGUUGGAGAGGUGGCACACCGCAGGCAAGCAUUCUGAAAUUGGCAGACAAUCAGCCACAGAAUGACAAACACCUGCUGGCUUACGAAACUGAAGAAGAACAUAAGUCUCUUUACCAGAGUCCAACUCGGACCAAAAAUGGUCCAGUGGUGGCUGACAGUGCUAAUGAUAAUGCUGAGCGUAACCUAAGCUCUAAGAACAGUGAAACCCUUUUUCAGAUCCUCAAACUGCGAAAAGCUCACGGAGAGCGAAAGGCAGAAUGCAGAAGAGAAAAUGAACCGGUGGGAUUGUUUGGCUCUCUAAAGCGUAGCCUACCCUACACAGAAAAGCUGCUACAUUCACAUAACAAAUCCCGAAAGCUCCCUGACAAUGAGCAAGAUGAUGACGAGACAAAUCCACAUGAAGACCCAACAGAGAUCAUUCCCUAUCAAAUGAAUAGCUGUCAGACGGAGAGAAAAAUGAACGAGUCUGUUUGGUCUGUGGCGUCUCUGCCCCCCUUCAUCCCCACCAAGGAGUGGCUACUGCAGAACGGCAUGUUGGAGCCUGAAGUAACUGGCCCUGUUCCAAUGUCCAAAACACUGCCUCAGAAUGACCACCAGCUGCCGUCUUACGCAACUGAGGAAGACCAUGAUAGGUCUUUUUACCAGAGUCCAAGUCAGACCAAAAAUGGCCCAGUUGUUGCUGACGGUGCUUAUGCUAAUGGUAAUGCUGAGGGUAGCUUAAGCUCAAUGGACAUUUCAACCCUGUACACAAUCUUCAAACUAAGAGAUGACCAUGAAGAGAAAAAUGCAGAAUCCACAAAUGCUGUAAGGCGUAGUCUACUCUACACAGAUGAACUGCUACAUUCACAAAAGGAAUCCCGAAAGCUCCCUGACAAUGAGCAAGAAGAUGGCAACGUGACAAAUCCACAUGCAGACACGACAGAGAUCAUUCCCUAUCAAAUGUCUUUAAAUAGUUCUCAGAUGGAGAGAAAAAUGAAUGAGUCUGUUUGGUCUGUAAAGUAUCUGCCACCCAUCCCCACUAAGGACUGGCUGCUGCAGAACGGCAUGUUGGAGCCUGAAGUAACUGGCCCUGUUCCAAUGUCCAAAACACUGCCUCAGAAUGACCACCAGCUGCCGUCUUACGAAACUGAAGACCAUGAGAAGUCUUUUUACCAGAGUCCAACUCAGACCAAAACUGGUCCAGUGGUGCCAGACGGUGCUAAUCACAAUGCUGAGGGUAACUUUAGCUCUAAGGACAGUGCACUUUUUCAGAUCCUUAAACUGAGAAAAGCUCAUAAAGAGCGAAAUGCAGAAUCCAGAAGAGAAAAUGAGUCGGUGGAAUUCAUUGGCUCUGUAAGGAGAGAUGAACUGCUACAUUCACAAAUCGAAUCCCAAAAGAUCCCUGACAAUGAGCAAGUAGAUGAGACAAAUCAACACGAAGACACGACAGAGAUCAUUCCCUAUCAAAUGUCUUUAAAUAGUUCUCAGAUGGAGAGAAAAAUGAAUGAGUCGGUUUGGUCUGUAAAGUCUCUGCCCCCCUUUAUCCCCACCAAGGACUGGCUGCUGCAGAAUGGCAUGUUGAAGCCUAAAGUUAAUGACUCUGUUCCAAUGUCAAACGUGCCGCCUCAGAAUGACCACCAGCUGCUGUCUUACGAAACUGAAGAAGACCAUGAGAGGUCUUUUUACCAGAGUCCAACUCAGACCAAAACUGGUCCAGUGGUGCCAGAUUGUGCUAAUCACAAUUCUAAGAGUAACUUCAGCUCUAUGGACAGUGCAACACGUUUUCAGAUCCUCAAACUGAGAAAAGCUCAUGGAGGGCGAAAUGCAGAAUCCAGAAGAGAAAAUGAGUUGGUGGAAUUCAUUGGCUCUGUAAGGAGAGAUGAACUGCUACAUUCACACAAUGAAUCCCAAAAGCUCCCUGACAAUGAGCAAGUAGAUGACAAGACAAAUCAACGCGAAGACACGACAGAGAUCAUUCCCUAUGACGGGUCUUUAAAUAGUUCUCAGGUGGAGAGAAAAAUGAAUGAGUCUGUUUGGUCUGUAAAGUCUCUGCCCCCCUUUAUCCUCACCAACGGCAUGCUGGGGCCUAAAGUAACUGACUCUGUUCCAAUGUCCAAAACACUGCCUCAAAAUGACCACCAGCUGCCGUCUUACGAAACUGAGGAAGAGAAGUCUUUUUACCAGAGUACAACUCGGAACAAAAAUGGUCCAGUGGUGGCUGACGGUGAAUAUGCUAAUGAUGAUGCUGAGAGUAACUUGAGCUCUAUGGACGGUGUAACCGUUUUCCAGAUCCUCAAACUGAUAGAUGCUCAUAAAGGGCAUAAUGCUGAAUGCAGAAGAGAAAAUGAGCCGAUGGGAUUGGUUGGCUCUGGAAGGCGGAGCCUACCCUACACAGAUGAACUGCUACAUUCACAAAAAGAAUCCCAAAAGCUCCCUUACAAUGAGCAAGAAGAUGGCAACGAGACAAAUCCACAAGCAGACGUGACGGAGAUAAUUCCCAAUCCAACGUAUAGCUGUCAGAUGGAGAGAAAAAUGAACGAGUCGGUUUGGUCUGUGGAGUCCCUGCCCCCCUUUAUCCCCACUAAGGAGUGGCUGCUGCAGAACGGCAUGUUGGAGCCUGAAGUAAACGACUCCGUUCGAAUGUCCAAAACACCGCCUCAGAAUGACCACCAGCUGCCGUCUUAUUUGGCUGAAGCGGAGCAUGAGAAGUCUUUUAACCGGAGUCCAACUCGGACUGAAAAUGGUCCAGUGGUGCCGGACGGUGCAAAUGAUAAUGCUAAGGGUAACUUAAGCGCUAAGAACAGCCCAGACUUUUUCAAACUGAGGGAAGCUCACGAAGAGCAAGAAGCGGAAUCCAGAAGAACAAAUGAGCCGAUGGGAUUGGUUGACUCUGUACGGCGUACGCUAUUUUACGCAGAUGGACUGCUACACUCACGAAAGGAAUCCCAAAAGAUCCCCGACAAUGAGCAAGAAGACGGCGACGAGACAAAUCCACAUGAAGACACGACUCCCUAUCAAAUGAAAAAAAUGAAUGAGUCCGUUUGGUCUGUGGAGUCUGUGCCCCACUUUAUCCCCACCAAGGACUGGCUGCUGCAGAACGGCAUGCUGGAGCCCGAAGUAACUGGCUCUGUUCCAGCGUCCAAAACGCCGCCUCAGAAUGACCACCAGCUGCCGUCUUACGCAGCUGAAGAAGAGCACGUGACGUCUUUUUUCCAGAGUCCAACUCAGAACAAAAAUGGUCCAGUAAUGGCGGACGCUGCUUAUGCUAAUGAUGCUGAUGGUAAUGCUGAGGGCAACUUGAGCUCUAUGGACAGCGCAACCCUUUUCGAGAUCUUCAAACUGAGAAAAGCUCACGAAGAGCGAAAUGCAGAAUCCGCGAGAGCUGUGAGGCAUAGCCUACCCUACACAGAUGAACUGCUACAUUCCCCAAACCAAUCCCAAAAGCUCCCUGACAAUGAGCAAGAAGAUGGCGCCGAGACAAAUCCACAAGUGGACACUGCAGAGAUCAUUCCCUAUCAAGUGUGUAGCAGUCCGACGGAGAGAAAAAUGAAUGAGCCUGUGGAGUCUCUUGCCCCCUCUGUCCCCACUAAAAAGUGUCGUGAAAUGGAUGUCUCUAAAAUAUGGAGGCUAAAGCAAGGGGUGAGCAUGGUUCCGUUAGUAAAGGUCCCCUUAGCUUCCCCGACUCCCCUGCAGAGUAAACGCAUUGUAUCUACCCUCACUGAAGAGGACGCAGACACCAAUAGGUGUCCGCUGAUUCGCCGAAACGGAGCGGACAUGGAGGCGGAGGAUGGAGCUUGCAGGAACAAAGAAGUCCGAAGCCAGCAACUGUGUGUCCAGACGGCUGACCAGGAGACAGCCGACGUGUCUCCAUCAAAGGCACAUUUGGUGGACUGUGGCGUUCAGUGUACUGAACUACAGGAGCACAAGUGUGUAUGUGAGAUGAAGAGCAGCGUGGGACCGAGUAGAUGGCAUCAUGAUAAGAAGAAAGCAAAUCAUUGCCCAGCUGAAGGGGGAAAGCGGAAGAAGAAAAGAGGAGGCAUGGACACUGGAGGAACGUCAUCAGAUAUGCACAGCGGCCAGCAGGAAGCCUACAAUAGAAACUUUGCUAAACCUUGGAGAUCACAAGAUAUGCUCAGCAGCCAGCAGGAAGCCUACAACGGAAACUUUUGCAGACCUUGGAAAUCCCAAGGUCGAUAUGGAAGGAACAGACGCUGACACUGACUACCCUCUACAAGACAACCCUUGGUUUUAAAGAAUAUAUUUUAAAUUUUUAAAUCUAAAAAUGUAAUAUUUAAAAAAUGUAAUAUUUUUCAAUAA